GCUCACUCUCUCCGUUGUUUGUGUGUGAAAACCGGCCAAAAAGGGGUCGCAGUUCUCGAUCGUCAUCCGUUCCAACCCAAACCCACCCAGCCAGCCAGCCACCCCUCCGACUCCAACAUGAGCAAGCUUCAACGGUGGCUGUCUCUCUUCGGCAUGGCCGAGUCGGUCGGUGCGACGGGCGCUUCGAGCCAGCUGCUGCCACGGAUUAUCGGCAUGGUCCAUGUGCCCGCGUUUCCAGGCACGCCGGCCUCCGCCAUGCCCAUGAAGACCAUUAUCGAGCGAUGCGUCACAGAUGCACGCGCCCUGAUUGCAGGCGGCGUCGACGGAUUGCUGGUCGAGAACGCAAAUGAUGUGCCGUAUGUGAACGCAUCUCGGCACCCACUGGGACCCGAAAUUGUUGCUGGAAUGACUGCCGUUGUCGCCGCGAUCAAGGGCGAUGCUUCGUACAAGCGAACGGCUGCACGACCAUUGCCGAUCGGCAUUCAGGUACUGGCAGCCGCAAACAAGGAGGCUCUGGCGGUUGCGCUUGCGACAGACUGCCAGUUUAUUCGCGCCGAAGGGUUUGUCUUUGGCUCGGUUGCCGACGAAGGAUACAUUGAUGCCUCGGCACCCGAGCUCCUCCGUGCUCGCAAGAUGCUGGGGGCCUCGGACAUUCAAGUCCUGACUGAUAUAAAAAAGAAGCACUCCUCCCAUGCAAUCACGGCAGACUUGAGUGACGCAGACACGGUCGAAGCGGCUCGGUUUUUCAACAUUGACGGCGUCAUUCUCUCUGGCAAGACCACUGGCCACGCAACCGAGCCGGCUCGCGUCGCAGAUGCUGUCCGUCGCUUUUCCACCACGACUCUCGGCGCUCAGGCCACGGAGCUUCUUCCUGUGCUCGUUGGGUCUGGCGUGACCUCUGAAAACAUUGCCGGGUACAGCCACGCGCACACGCUGAUUGUUGGCACCACUUUCCGAGUCAACGGCCUCUUGAGUGCACCGAUUGACGAGGCAGCCGUCCGACGUCUGAUCCAAGCUCGCGAUGCGAUUCGGCGGUAAUUUUUUUGUUGGUUUGUUGUUUAGACUGGCAAGCCCCUCUGAUUCACAAAUACACGUUCGGCAUUAAAAAAAACAAA
Molecule: messenger RNA, 1115 nt
Organism: Capsaspora owczarzaki ATCC 30864
Lineage: Eukaryota; Filasterea; Ministeriida; Capsasporidae
Product: BtpA family protein
Exons: 2
Coding region: 118-1038 (306 amino acids)
Source: RefSeq, a predicted model, not a curated record